Molecule: messenger RNA, 597 nt
Organism: Macrosteles quadrilineatus (aster leafhopper)
Lineage: Eukaryota; Metazoa; Arthropoda; Insecta; Hemiptera; Cicadellidae
Product: vitelline membrane protein Vm26Ab-like
Exons: 3
Coding region: 86-472 (128 amino acids)
Source: RefSeq, a predicted model, not a curated record
GGUACACGACUUGAGGGUAUAAAACUGUGAUAAACCCUACAGUCCUUAUCAGUUCAGUCCAGCACAGAACAGCCCCGAAACAACAAUGGCCGCCUUCAAGAUUCUGUUCGUCGUGGCUCUAGCCGCCGCCGCCGUCAUGGCCGAGGACUCCAGUGUCGCUGACAGGUCCAAGAAGCAGAUCUACGGAGGAUACUACGGAUACGGAGCCUACCCUUACUCUGCAUACUCUGCUGGUGCCUACCCCGCAUACUCUGCUGGUGCCUACCCCUACUCUGCAUACUCUGCUGGUGCCUACCCUUACUCUGCAUACUCUUCAGCUGCCUACCCCGCCUCAUACUCUGCCUACUCUUCUGCUGCCUACCCCGCCUCAUACUCUGCCUACUCCGCUGCCUACCCCUCAGCGGCCUACCCCUACGCCGCCUCUGCCUACUCCGCCUACCCUUCAUACGCUGCUGCCCGCGCCUUCUACUGAACACUGACCAACUAUGUAUUUCUGGAUUAAUUUCAUCCCGGAUUUUGUUCCUAAUUUGAUUGGCUUCAAAAUGUUUAAAAUUGUUUGGAAAGCAGAUACAAAUAAAAGUCAUUUAUUUUACUAAA